AUGGAAUCAAAAAUCGAACGAAUGGAAUCAAAAAUUCAACAAAUAGUGAAAAAAUUACUUCAAUCUGAAGAAUGUUUACCAAUGUUGGAAAAGAUGAUCGUUGAUGAAGUUUUAAAUAUUGACAUAUUAGUCACUACAAUGUUCGAAGUAGUGGAUACACUGAACGAGCAAACAUUAACACGUUUAUCAACAUAUAUUGCUCAAUAUAUCACGACACACAAAUCAUUUUCUUCACUUGAAGAACAAUUAGUGAAUAUGAAUUUACAUCGACAACAAUUAAUGAAAAGAAUUUUACAUAAUAUUCAAGCACUUGGAUUUGAUAGAUAUCAUUCAAUCGAUUUAACUUUUGAUUAUCAUCAAGCAUCACAUCAAUUACUUCUUCGACGCUUUUAUUCAGAUGUUAUGACUCGUAUCAGCCAUUAUAUUCAAUCAUUAACAAUUAAUCUUGAUCAAAUAUGA
Messenger RNA from Rotaria sp. Silwood1, 459 nucleotides. The record is from the annotation of a GenBank genome assembly. NCBI's taxonomy places the organism in Eukaryota, Metazoa, Rotifera, Eurotatoria, Philodinida, Philodinidae.